AUGAAGCGAAACUUGGAGUACAAGAUGAAGCAGGAAGAUGGGUGGACACUGGUAGCUCUGGAGAAGGAUGCUAAGGAAAUCACACUAGCAGAGCUGAAGGCUGACACUGUGUAUGAGAUCAAAUGCACUGAAGUAGGCCAACUGGAAUAUACAGUUGCCAGUGACAUCAUCACCAUUCAAACUCUUAAAAAGGUGCACCCACCAACUGACCUAAGAGCCAUGAACAUUACAUCUUCCUCAGUCCAGUUAUCUUGGUGCCACUCCAUGUUGAAUAGUAGUAGAUUGGUGAAUGGGUACAUUGUUGAAUAUAAGGAGGCGAACAGUGGCCAAUGGCUAAGCAUAAAAUCAUCAGCAGAAGACUGCGUAUUCAGUUUAGGUAGUUUGACACAUGAUACCUCUUAUGUGCUUCGGAUCUCAACUGAGUUUGGGGAGGGUGCGAUCAGUGACCCUUCUGAAGAGCUUUUAAUAACCACUAAGAGAGACUGGAUGAAGAUAAUUGAGGACACACAUGAAAGCUACUCUUUUCUGAGUGCCGGUCCACCAAGUGUUUACACUCUGAACCUGAAAAGAGUGGGCACUGGUGAGUUCUCAAAAUUAUCUUUUGAAAUUCCAUCUCUACUGGAUCAGGAAACCAAAACAAUAAUGCUUUUUGGUGCCCCUGGUUCAGGAAAGACCGCCCUCAUCAAUGGAAUGAUCAACUACAUCCUGGGCGUGGACUGGGAAGAUGACUGCAGAUUUAAACUCAUAAGCGAGGUCGCCAGUAAAACACAAGGGGAGAGCAAGACUGAAAAGGUGACUGCAUGCUACAUCCAUCAUAUGAAAGGUUUUCAAAUUCCAUAUUCACUAACCAUCAUUGAUAUCCCAGAGUUUGGAGAUAUGAGAGGAAUUUUACAAGACAAAGACAUCACUAAGCAAAUCCAUUCAUUCUUAUGCCAUCAAGAUGACUUUGUUAGCAUUGAUGCUGUUUGCUUUGUAGUACAGUCAUCCUUGACAUGUCCUACAAGCACUAAAAAAUACAUCUUUGACUCAAUUUUCUCCCUGAUUGGUAAAGACAUUAAGAACAACAUUUUUACUCUGAUCACGUUUGCUGAUGGGGAAAUUCCAUCAGUGCAUGAAGAUCUAAAGUUUGCUGACAUCUGUUGUGCUGAACUGAAAGACGGGUCACCGCUUCAUUUCAAGUUUAACAAUUCCAUCCUUAUUACCCCAAAUGAACAUCUUGGAACUGAUGAUCAUAUUGGCCAAAAGUACUGGGAAAUGAACAAAGAAAGCAUGAAGAAUUUCUUCAGUCACUUAAAUUCACUUCAGACACAGAGUCUCCAGCUAACCAAAGAGGUUCUUGAAGAGCAUAGACAGCUGGACCUCAGCAUCAAAAAGAUGCAGUCAUUUAUUCAAACUGUGCCCACUAAGUUAGGAAGUUAA
Electrophorus electricus (electric eel) is the source of this 1419-nucleotide messenger RNA. The record is from RefSeq and is a predicted model, not a curated record. NCBI's taxonomy places the organism in Eukaryota, Metazoa, Chordata, Actinopteri, Gymnotiformes, Gymnotidae.